AUGAGGUCGGUAUUCAGCGCCCGCUACAACGGGGCGCUUGUGCGGCGCCUCGGGGUUUGUCUCGACGAGCCAACGGGACGCAGAAACCAAUUCCUCAGCCUUAAUGGUCAACGAGACGGGGAGGAAUCGGAGGAGCGAGGACGAGAAGCAGGGCUGGAUGAGGCGGGGACUGGAAGCAGUUCACCGACGAAGGCUUUCACGUCGCUGAGGUUCUUGACGGAGCCUUCGGACGCCGUCACCAUGCGCGGGAGCAACGUGCUGUUGAACUGCGCGGCGGAAUCGGAUCGGGGAGCCCCCGUUAUUAAGUGGAAGAAAGACGCCGUCUUCUUAAACCUGGCGGUGGACGAAAGGAGGCAGCAGUUGGCCAACGGGUCGCUCCUCAUCCAAAACAUCGUCCACUCCAGGCACCACAAGCCGGACGAAGGGCUCUACCAGUGCGAAGCGUCUCUCGAAGACGUCGGAGCUAUCAUCAGCCGCACGGCCAAGGUCAUGGUAGCAGAAGUAACGCUAGAUAUGACACUUCGGCGACAACGAGAACUCAUGAGGCGGCUUUCUGGCGUUGGCAGCCUCUUUGUGUUUAAAAAGCGCCGCGUAGGGAUGCGGCAAAAAGACCGGAAGUUUCUUACCAGGCAUUUGAGAACGGCUGCUCGUCGAUUUUAA
This is a messenger RNA of Apaloderma vittatum (bar-tailed trogon), 660 nucleotides long. Its product is annotated as neogenin-like. The record is from RefSeq and is a predicted model, not a curated record. The transcript has 4 exons. NCBI's taxonomy places the organism in Eukaryota, Metazoa, Chordata, Aves, Trogoniformes, Trogonidae. Gene Ontology annotation, biological process: cell-cell adhesion. Bases 1 to 660 code for a protein of 219 amino acids.